AUGGAGGUGGAUAAAGGCCCUAGUGAAGGAGAACUUUCAGCGGGCUCCUGCUGCGUGCCCGGCAGCAGCAGAAACAGCAGCAGCAGCAGCAGCAGCAGCAGCAGCAGCAGCAGCAAGUCAGUUGAUCAAGUGCUGCAGUCUUUGCCUUGCCCCCACAUUUGGGUGCACCGCGGCUCCGGCGGCCGGCUGAGAAAGGCAGCAGAAAAGGCCAUCAACGCACUGAGACAGGUGGGUUGCUGCUGCUGCUGCUGCUGCGGCUCUUGCUGCUGCUGCUGCUGCUGCUGCUGCGGCUCUUGCUGCUGCUGCUGCUGCUGCUGCUGCGGCUCUUGCUGCUGCUGA
This is a messenger RNA of Eimeria necatrix, 339 nucleotides long. RefSeq lists its product as hypothetical. The coding region runs from base 1 to 339 and encodes 112 amino acids. NCBI's taxonomy places the organism in Eukaryota, Apicomplexa, Conoidasida, Eucoccidiorida, Eimeriidae. The record is from RefSeq and is a predicted model, not a curated record. The transcript has a single exon.